UCAGGGAACUACUGCACUUGCCUUUCAACUCAGUCAACCCUUGAUGACCAAGACUACUAUUCAAAGCCAAACUUUGGCUCAAGAUGUGGAUCCCGAUCCUCAAAGCAGCCCAAACAGGACUCAGAAAACUAUAUUUCUGAAAUUGAAGCUAAGGGAGUUGAAGCAAACUUUGAUAAAGAAACAACUGAUGUCAUCUCUGAGCUCUUCGAUGGCUUUCUGGCCAUAGGAACUCUUGGUUCAGAAAACAUCAUCAGUGAGCCUGUGACACCAACAUUUGCCACGUCUGUGAAGAAUAUCACUGAGGAAAAAGCAGAGGUGACAGAGUAUGACUUGAAGCUCAUCAAUGAUGAACUAGAGAAAUUCCUUGAGGCUGAAGCUGAAGAAGGACAGAGCAAUGAAUCGUCCAGAAGAGACAGUUAUGUCAGCAUUGUUACACUUAGUGAGAAGCCAAUGGAAGGAGCCAGUGCUGAAGAUUAUGGAAAGAUGAUUGUAUGUCCACUGCAAGGAUAUCUAUUUGGAACUUCAAUUGAACUUCCAGAAACAACUGAGGUAAAGAAGGAAAAGGCAUCACUGGCAGAGCUGUUUCAUAGGACAAAGAUAGCAGAUGAGAUUUCCACAGAUAAAAGUGGGAAAGGGGAGAUGCAAGCCAAGAAAACUCAUAAAUCUGCCAAACAUCUCAUUAAAAAGAUGCUGAAAAAGCUUCAUGGUACUUCAAGAAGCCCUACCCCUUCUAAUAAAGAUACUGGUUCUGUUUCAACCAACAAGAAGCUCCAUAAGGUCAUACAGAUGUUCCACCGAAAAAUUCAUCCCGAAAACUCUAUAGCUGAAAAAGGGUUUAUUAAGUCCCAUACAAAAAAGAUCAACAGAAAUCCCCGUGAUGGCAGCAGUGUUAAUGGAGGUCUGAUGCACUCAGACAAAAACGACAAAAGCUUUCCUCAGGGAUCUAAGUCAAAGGAAGGGACCCAAUAUUACAUGACCAACAUAAAAUGGCCCCAAUAUGGCCUCAAAGGCAGUGCUUCAAGUGGAAAUAGAGAGCACUGGAUCAAAACAGAUGCAGACUACUUGGUGUUGGAGCUGUAGUGAUGAUGCUGAAGCAAAUCUUAAUAGCUGCUGUUCUUUCUGAGUAAGAAGUUUAUAUGUGGUGUUUAAUAAUA
Molecule: messenger RNA, 1154 nt
Organism: Pistacia vera
Lineage: Eukaryota; Viridiplantae; Streptophyta; Magnoliopsida; Sapindales; Anacardiaceae
Product: protein LAZY 1-like
Exons: 3
Biological process (GO): regulation of auxin polar transport; gravitropism
Source: RefSeq, a predicted model, not a curated record